Messenger RNA from Cladocopium goreaui, 1497 nucleotides. The record is from the annotation of a GenBank genome assembly. NCBI's taxonomy places the organism in Eukaryota, Dinophyceae, Suessiales, Symbiodiniaceae.
AUGCAGGACCCAGGUUCUGACUUUGACAAGGCCUUGCAGUGCAGCAUUUUUCAGGAGCUUCAGAGAUGUGUCCAGGCUUCUGGGGAGCCAUGUGAGGGAAGCAUCAUGCACACUUGGAAUUCCUUCGCCCCAGUGCCAGAGAUGAAAUCCAAGCAGAGGAACCUCUUUCACCUCGCUCAACAAGCUGGUGAAGGAGCUAAGAUAUUGGAGGUUGGCUUCAAUGCGGGCCAUUCUGUGUGUCUCAUGAUGCUGGCGAAUCCAACGUCCAAAGUGGUCGCCUUUGACCUGUGUGAACAUCACUACACCAAGCCUUGUGUGGAGGCCCUCAAGCGGUUCUUUGGGCCGCACCGCCUGGAAUUGGUGGAGGGCUCCAGUGCCAACACCUUGCCAAGCUUCCAUCGGCAGCAGCCAGAUGUUCACUUCGACCUCUUUCACGUGGACGGUGGUCAUCAGUAUCAGCAGGCUUUGGCAGAUCUGAAGAACUGCCGUGCCAUGGCUCGCCAACCACCGGCAGUCUCCACGGUGGUGAUGGAUGACACUGACCUGGUGGGAGUGGGAGCAGCCUGGGAAGACUUUCUGGCUGCAGGUGGGGCGUUGCCACUGGAAGCACCAUAUCCUCUGGGCCACUACAAACACGGCAUUGGGGAGGUGAUUCCAUUUCCUGCGAUGCAGGCGACAUGUAGUUCCUGUGGCGGAUGUGCAGUCUAUGCCUGCGGUGCUUGCGGCGAGGUCCGCUACUGUGGAGAAACUUGCGGCCGUGCGCAUUGGCGUCGGCAUCGGCAAGUGUGCCGUGCUCGAGUGAAGCCACCACCAGACUUGGCUCCGCUGCAGGAGGUGAUUCCUUCAGAUCUCUUGCGCAGCCGGACGGAUGGGGUGCUGGUGGCAACCCAAGACUUGCCGGUAGGGCGGCUGCUUUUUGAAGAGCCACCGCUCGCGUGGCAAGCGGCACCUCCCAUGCGCCGCCACUUCUGCGCCCGUUGCGGAACGAGCGCCAGCGCGCGGAGCCUGCGCUGCGGCUGCGGGCAGGCGACAUUUUGCGAGUCCUGUGGAGUCAAGUGCAAGAUGUGCCCUGAGCUCUCUAUUACUCGUGGCCACGUAGGAGCUUUCACACUGGUCGCAUUGGAGGUGCUGCGCGACUGGGAGAAUCACCAGUUGCCGCGGCAUGCGCUUUCUGCUGCGACCGCCGAAGCUCAGGAUGAAGCCCGACGGGCGACAGCAGCGGUGCAGAAGGUCGCACACUUCUGUUCAGCAGUGCGCUGGAGCGAUCAACGUGCCGAAGAACUGGUGGGCUCCAUCAUCAGCGGCCGAGUGCGGCAUGCCUCAGCUGCAGCUGUUGGUGUGGGUUACUAUCCCAAGUUAGCAAGGUUGAGGGCCAAGAACUCCUCCCACCAGGCAAAUGUCGAACUCCAAUUUCGACCAUCGAAGGAACAUGCAUUUGCCCUUCAGGUGCUGGUUCUAUCCUCCAUCAGUGAAGGGGAGUUGAUCCGCGUGACAUGA